AUGGCCUCUGAAGUACUCUCCAUGUGUACAGAAAGUCUGCCGAUUCUGCGCUCUGUUUGUAUCUUUGAGGCCAGGGGUAUUUAUUUGCGAAAACAGGACGCUUCCCCGCAGAUCGUCGAUCCAGCGGCUGUUCCGUUGGUGUUUAUGCUGCUUUAUGUGCAGAGGCUCAUAGAUUAUUGGUACGAGGGCCUACAAAACGAGGCUCUUCUGCGAUUUUGGAGCCUGUGGAUGCUCCGCAGUCUUGGGAUCUGUUUUCUAGCACCCACGAGCGGAUACAAACGUGGAAGGACGACAGGUUUGCUGAGCGCAGCUUUAACUGGUUUAUUUGUGCCAGUUUUCACGUAUAUCCAUGUUGGUGCCCCAGAGCACGUCGUAGAUAAAUAUUCUCGAAGAAACAUCAUGCUAUGUGUACUUUUAGGCAUUGCAGAGGUGACAGGCAGCCUCUUUUGGUGGCUACUAUACUAUUCAACACUCACUAGUAUCCCAUAUGGGUGUUUGCAUAGAUUGUGGUACUGCUUGGCGGCAAGACGAGAAUACAUUGUAUUUUUUCAUAGGUUGUGCUAUGAGGUUGACCUCUGCAACCAACAUCAUUGGAGCGAUGGAGGAGCAGAAAAUUUCGCGGGAUCGGCGCUGUGUUACUGUGUGUCAUCCAGGCUAUUAUUGGCCGUCUGA
Messenger RNA from Ogataea haglerorum, 672 nucleotides. RefSeq lists its product as uncharacterized. Lineage: Eukaryota; Fungi; Ascomycota; Pichiomycetes; Pichiales; Pichiaceae. Bases 1 to 672 code for a protein of 223 amino acids. The transcript has a single exon. The record is from RefSeq and is a predicted model, not a curated record.